AGGACUGGCAAAGGAGGGCAAAGGUCUGCAAUUGCCCUGGGCACUCGCAUUAUUUGCGUUUUUGACAUUGGCCUCCAACCGGACGCAUUGAGCUGGCUAUACUGGGAAGGAGACCUAAGUUCACUCUGAAAGCAAGGCUGAAAGGACUGUUCUUGCUUGACACACCGGCCGCUGCUUGCCCUCCUUACACCCGCAUCUUCCGUGGGCGUGCCGCAACGUCACAAACAGCGUAAAGAGUUUUCCGGCCACUAUCCUCCACAGUCCAUGUCAUCAUCCCGCGGGUUCGACGGAAGCGGCAUGGGCGCCUCAACUUCACGCCCCUCCUACGUCGUCGCCUACCUCUCCCACCUCUUCGCCACGCUCUACACCACAAUGUCGAGCUUCUUUACCAUCUUCAAGCCUGCGGAAACCAUCACUCUCGCUCACAGCCGACGCCGCGUCACGGUGCUGAAGCAGCUAGGGGAGGGAGGAUUCUCGUUCGUGUACCUAGUGCGGGAUGUGGGCGAUGGGGCGACGUACGCGUUGAAGAGGGUUCGGAUACAGUUGCCGGAGCACGAGGAGAGGCUGAAGAGCGAAAUUGCGGCACAUAAGGCUGUACAGUCGCCAUAUGUGGUGAAGUUGGUGGAUGAGGAGGUGGUGAAGAGGGGGAAUGCGGUUGUGGAGGGUUUGCUGUUGCUGCCAUUCUAUGAGAGGGGUACGGUUCAGGAUCUGAUAGAUCAGACACCGACCGAUCAAGCAAUCGCAUUACAAAGGAUCUUGCAGAUUACUAUGGACGUAUGCUCGGGGCUUUCCGCAUUCCACACGCAUAAUCCACCACUGGCCUUCCGCGACCUCAAACCCGCCAACAUCCUCAUCAACACGGACGGACGAGCCGUCUUGAUGGAUUUGGGCUCUGUAGCAGUUGCACGCGUGACGUUGACGUCGCGGAAGGAAGCCAUCGCACUUCAAGAAGAGUGCGCAGAGACAGCCACGGCGCCGUUCAGAGCGCCGGAGCUGUUUGAUCCGCCCACCAACGGUAGUGUUGAUGAGAGAAGUGAUGUCUGGGCACUUGGAUGCACACUGUACGCAAUGGCAUAUCGCGUCUCUCCAUUCGACGGCACAACAACAGCAACCAUCUCCGGCCGAGUCUCCUUCCCCACCCCACCAACGCCCUUGCGGAGUCAUCCUGUCUACAUCAACGCCGCUUUCCGCCAUCUCAUCCUUGCCGCGCUGACGCCACCUGCAUCGCGACCCACAGUGGCUGAGAUGUCCGAGAAGUGCAGGGUGGUGCUUGAAGGGCUUGGAGACUCGCAGGACGGUAUCGGUGCUGUUUGAGCGAUGUGGGUCUGUUUCUUGACUCUAUGUGGGCAAGCCACUUGGGAGGAGAUGCGAAGAAUUACGCAUGUUUUUGGGCAUUAGAGAUUGACCGUUCAGAGGUCGCAAAUAGAGACGUAGUUUUUCGCCGCCUCAUAACUCUUUAAUUUGCGAGGUCCGAUGACGCUUUGAAGGGCGUUCUCGAUCUGGCCCCACUGAUAUACUGUUGCGAGACUGGAACCUGAGACCAGCGCUGGCAACACGAAUCGUAGGCAGCCACCUUUGUCGGCUUUUGCCGAUCAGAAAAGCAGCAGAGAAGGAAACCGGGGGAGCAAAGUUCCGGAAGUUUAUCAUUGAGCAAGGAACUGAUGGCACACUCCGCUUGUAUGCCGAUAUUGUGCACAUAAACUUCAUCUGGGAAAUACUGCUAUUUUUGGGGAUUUUGAAAGAAUAUAUCAAGCAGCUCAUGGGCGCUUCAUCAGAACUCAGUCAG
Molecule: messenger RNA, 1786 nt
Organism: Fimicolochytrium jonesii
Lineage: Eukaryota; Fungi; Chytridiomycota; Chytridiomycetes; Spizellomycetales; Powellomycetaceae
Product: kinase-like domain-containing protein
Exons: 4
Coding region: 265-1314 (349 amino acids)
Biological process (GO): protein phosphorylation
Cellular component (GO): cytoplasm; Golgi apparatus
Molecular function (GO): ATP binding; protein serine/threonine kinase activity
Source: RefSeq, a predicted model, not a curated record